Orcinus orca (killer whale) is the source of this 931-nucleotide messenger RNA. RefSeq names its product gametocyte specific factor 1 (gene GTSF1). The record is from RefSeq and is a predicted model, not a curated record. Lineage: Eukaryota; Metazoa; Chordata; Mammalia; Artiodactyla; Delphinidae. The transcript has 9 exons. Bases 314 to 817 code for a protein of 167 amino acids.
CUAAGAUGGCCACCCCAGAGCCCGGCGGGGCAGCGCGAGUUCCACCCACGCAAGGUCACGGUCAUUCCGGGGGCCAGAGGACGACGGCCCGAGGUGGGAGGCAGGGGUGGAAGAGCCGAGGAGGCCCUCGGCACAGCCCGCGCCUCGCUCGGUCAGAGUCCAGCCUCCGUCACCGGAAGUGGGGGCCCCACCCCCACCCCCUAACGUCAGGGGCCGGAAGUGAGCGUUGCUGGGCGCGGGUGUGGGGUGAAGGCGAGUGUGAGCGGGAGUGUGACUCGGCCGAGCACUUGGAUUUGGCUCCUUCAUUUCCAACAUGGAAGAAACUUACAUCGAUACCCUGGACCCUGAAAAGCUGUUACAAUGCCCCUAUGAUAAAAACCACCAGAUCAGGGCCUGCAGGUUUCCUUAUCAUCUUAUCAAGUGCAGAAAGAAUCAUCCUGACAUCGCAAACAAACUGGCUACUUGUCCCUUCAAUGCUCGCCAUCAGGUUCCUCGGGCUGAAAUCAGUCAUCAUAUCUCAAGCUGUGAUGACAAAAGCUGUAUUGAGCAGGAUGUAGUCAGCCAAACCAGGAACCUUGGACAAGAGGCUCUGGCUGAGAGCACAUGGCAGUGCCCUCCUUGCGAUGAAGACUGGGAUAAAGAUUUGUGGGAACAGACCAGCACCCCAUUUGUCUGGGGCGAAGCCAACUACUGUGGCAACAACAGCCCCGCAAGCAACAUAGUUAUGGAACAUAAGAGUAACCUGGCUUCAGGCAUGCGUGUUCCCAAGUCUCUGCCAUAUGUUCUGCCAUGGAAAAACAAUGGAAAUGCACAGUAACUGAGUAUCUAUCUCAAAUGCCAGACCCUAGAAGACUCUGCUUCUUCCUGCUACAGUGGGUUCUUCAUUUUUUUCUCCUAAUCUAAUUAUAGAAAGAUAAAUUGUUUGUGACUU